Fusarium coffeatum is the source of this 2469-nucleotide messenger RNA. RefSeq lists its product as uncharacterized. The coding region runs from base 1 to 2469 and encodes 822 amino acids. NCBI's taxonomy places the organism in Eukaryota, Fungi, Ascomycota, Sordariomycetes, Hypocreales, Nectriaceae. The transcript has 5 exons. The record is from RefSeq and is a predicted model, not a curated record. Gene Ontology annotation, biological process: glucan catabolic process. Gene Ontology annotation, molecular function: beta-glucosidase activity.
AUGCAUAUCCACCAAAGACCAACCAUCGACGUUGAGUCAACGCUCGCAUCUCUCACUCUUGCCGAAAAGAUAUCCCUUCUAUCAGGCUCCGACUUUUGGCAUUCUGCCGCUAUACCCUCUCAUGGAAUCUCUUCUAUCAAAUGCACCGACGGUCCCAAUGGUGCUCGUGGAGGUCGAUUCUUCAAUCCAGUACCAGCACUAUGCAUACCCUGCGGAACUGGCCUCGGUGGAACAUGGAACCCAGAACUUCUCUACGCAGCAGGUCAGCUUCUCUCAAGAGAAUGCGAAGCAAAAGGCGCCCAUGUAUGGCUAGGUCCGACAGUCAACCUUGUUCGAGGCCCUCUCAACGGUCGCGGAUUCGAGAGUUUCUCUGAAGAUCCUCAUCUGAGUGGAGUGUUGGCUACGGCUAUCAUCAAGGGAGUGCAAAGCCGAGGUACAGCGGCAGCGUUGAAGCAUUUUGUCGCCAACGAUCAAGAAACAGCCAAGAUGUCAACCGAUAUCUGCAUGUCAGAAAGGGCACUGCGGGAAGUUUAUCUCAAACCUUUUCAGAUGGCGGUGCGAGAUGCCAAGCCAAAGGUCGUCAUGUCUUCAUACAAUAAAGUCAAUGGAGUUCAUGUUUCUGAGAGCAGGAAACUUUUGCAAGAUAUUUUGCGAGGGGAAUGGUGUUACGAUGGGCUGGUAAUGAGUGAUUGGUACGGUACAUAUGGCUGUACUGAUGCUCUCAACGCCGGUGUUGAUAUCGAAAUGCCUGGCCCUUCCAGACAUCGUGCCGACAAAGCUAUAGUAGCAGUUGUCUCGGGAAAGGUGAGUAGAAAGACAAUAGACGAUCGAGCAAGAAAGGUUCUCGAACUGGUCAACAACGUGGCAGCAGCACGAGUAUCGACAAAAGAGACGACUCGAGACUCGCCAGAUGAUCGAGCUCUCAACAGACGCCUAGCUACUGAAAGUGUCGUCCUUCUCAAGAACUCAAGUAACAUCCUGCCACUUCAAGCUGAAGAUUGCGACGAUGUAGCUAUAAUAGGAGCAAACGCCAAGCUUCCCAGUACCUGUGGUGGAGGGAGUGCCAACCUCCGGCCAUACUAUACAAGCUCGGUCUUUCAAGGUAUUCGAGACCAAUUACCCCCGAAUGCAAAAGUCCACUUUGAGCCUGGCGUUUCUGGACACGUUUUGCCUCCAUGCUUUACUGAAGAUCAUGUCACCGACGAAGACGGCAAUCGAGGUGUUUCCAUCUCUUUCUUCAACGAACCGGAAUCUGUUCAGGGCAGAAAGCCUUUCGAUCAACAAACCAUACCGGAUACGACUUACCAGCUCAUGGACUACAACCACCCAGACCAAGGCGAAACAUUUUACAUGUCAAUGAAAGCCAACUUCAAACCCGAGAUUGAUGGAUUAUAUGAAUUUAGCCUUGCCAGCUAUGGCAUCUCAAAAUUGUACAUCAACGACAAUCUUGUUAUUGAUAACGAGACAACGCAGACCCACGGUGGGAUGUUCUUUGGGCAUGGGUCUACAGAAGUACGUGGGACGUACAAGAUGAAGUCAGACCAGAGCUAUCACCUACGAGUCGAAUCCGGUAGUGCGUCGACAUCAAGGACGAGUGGAGGCUCAUUCAUCCCGAUCCCUGGAGGAGCCUGUCGUCUUGGUGGCUGUCUCAAAUUCGAACCAGCCGAGGGUAUCAAACGAGCAGUCGCAGCAGCAAAAAAGUGUAAACACACAUUCGUCGUCGUCGGUCUCAAUGCAGAUUUAGAAAAAGAGGGCAAAGACCGAGAGUCAAUGUCCUUACCACCUCACGUCGACGACCUCGUAUCAGCCGUCUUAGAAGCCCAGCCCAACGCCAUUGUGAUAACUCAAGCUGGGAAUCCUAUCGCGAUGCCAUGGCGCCAUCAAGCCAAGACUAUCCUUCACAGUUGGUAUGGCGGGAACGAGGCGGGCAAUGCCGUCGCGGAUGUCAUAUUUGGCAAAGUCAAUCCGAGUGGAAAGCUUCCAAUGACUUUUCCAAGCCGACUCCAAGACGGACCAACCUUUUUGAGUUUCGGUAGUGAUAAUGGUAGGAUCUACUAUGCUGAAGAUGUAUUCGUUGGGCACCGCUGGUUUGAAGCUCGGGAUAUCGAAGUAGCUUUUCCGUUUGGCCACGGACUUAGCUAUACUACCUUCUCUACAUCCAAUAUCCGAAUAACAGACAGUGAUAUACGAGUCGACGUCAAGAAUACAGGCUGUGUGACUGGUGCUGAGGUGCUCAUGCUCUACGUCUCCUUUGACGAAACCAAGUCGGGCAAAAAGUCGAGAUUCCUACGGCCUGUUCGAACACUAGUCGGUUUUCAUAAGGUGUUUCUUGAUCCGGAUCAGGUGUCCCCGGUUACUAUGACGCUAGACAAAUACAGCACCGCGGUGUGGGAUGAGAUGGCGGAUAGUUGGUUGUGUGAAGCGGGGACAUAUAUGGCUUCUGUUGACAUGUAUUGGAGCGGAGCAUGA